This is a messenger RNA of Balaenoptera musculus (blue whale), 2814 nucleotides long. RefSeq names its product cytidine and dCMP deaminase domain containing 1 (gene CDADC1). The transcript is spliced from 10 exons. The coding region runs from base 691 to 2388 and encodes 565 amino acids. Gene Ontology annotation, cellular component: cytoplasm. Gene Ontology annotation, molecular function: dCMP deaminase activity; zinc ion binding. NCBI's taxonomy places the organism in Eukaryota, Metazoa, Chordata, Mammalia, Artiodactyla, Balaenopteridae. Gene Ontology annotation, biological process: dTMP biosynthetic process; dUMP biosynthetic process. The record is from RefSeq and is a predicted model, not a curated record.
UGCUUUCAGAGUCUCGGAGCAGUUUUUGUGUCUCACUAUUUUUAAGUAUUUCAAGUUGUGAUAGCGCAAGUUGGUGAUGGAAAACAGGCUCUGAGUCACUGGUGGAGGGAGGGGCUUCAUUUUGAGUCAUGCCUAGGACACUUACAAAACAAUAAAUUGCACUGGUCACAAAUCCACAAUGUCAGGUACUUCUCAGAUUUUCCAGGGGCCACUUCCUCCUAUCUUCAAUUUUCCCACAACUACAGUUCUACCUCUUAACGUCUUCAUGUGUUUAAUAAGAAGCAGAACGUUCCUGUGGUGGUCCCUGGCACUAAGUUCCCCAGGACUGGCCAAUCUUAGAGGAUAACAACAAUCUGGACCGCCCAGCUCCCACCCCGUUCGUCUCCCAAAUUCUCCAAGACCUUGACCACGACAGACUGGGCAGGUUUCCAUUUCAAUUCUCCUUCGCUCUCUGACCAAAACUCUCAUGUAUGCGAAGCCCUCAUCACCCUCUGAGAGUCUGCGCAACUUGGGACUUCGAGCCAAGACAUCCUCAAGCGACCAGAUUUCAGCAAAACCUACGAACACAGUCAAAUACAAGUGUCAAAUGAUUUAUUGUGUAGUGUUUCCUACCUACACGGUCGCGCCCGAGGAGCAGCCCUGUAUUGCCUCAUCCACGCCUCGCCGUGACGUCACACAGGGCGCCGGGAAAUGGCCGCCGGGCUCCUACGUCAUUCGGUCGCGCAGAGUUGGUUGUUGCUGUACAGUUGCUGGGAGGAGGCGAGAAGUGGGGUAGCUGGGGCAAAGGAUCGUGCAGUACAGCGAAAGGUUUCCAGGGCAGCAGAGGCCGCUGGGCUGGCGAUGAAAGAAGCAGGGCAGAUGCAAAAUCUGGAGAGCGAGGGGGCCGGACGGUCAGUCAGCACCCAGACUGGCAGCAUGACCGGUGAAAUACCAAGGCUUUCUAAAGUCAACCUUUUCACUCUGCUCAGUCUCUGGAUGGAGCUCUUCCCAGCAGUCAAAAGUCAAAGACAAAAGUCUCAGGAAAGGGAGGAAGGCAAGCAUGGACCCUUAGGAGAUAAUGAAGAGAUGGCCAGAGUAUCUACUGACAAAAAACAGGUGAAGAGAACUGGUCUUGUGGUGGUGAAAAACAUGAAAAUUGUUGGUCUCCACUGUUCAAGUGAAGAUUUACAUGCUGGGAAAAUCGCUCUGAUAAAACAUGGGUCAAGGUUGAAAAACUGUGAUCUUUAUUUUUCCAGAAAACCAUGUUCUGCUUGUUUGAAAAUGAUUGUAAAUGCUGGAGUUAACCGAAUUUCAUACUGGCCUGCUGAUCCAGAAAUAAGCUUGCUUACUGAGGCUUCUAGUUCUGAAGAUGCAAAGUUAGAUGCCAAAGCAGUGGAAAGAUUGAAAUCAAACAGUCGGGCCCAUGUGUGUGUCUUACUUCAGCCUUUGGUGUGUUAUAUGGUGCAGUUUGUAGAGGAGACCUCUUACAAAUGUGACUUUAUUCAAAAGAUUUCAAAAACAUUGCCGGACACUAACAUUGACUUUUAUUCUGAAUGUAAACAAGAAAGAAUAAAAGAAUAUGAAAUGAUAUUUUUGGUUUCCAGAGAAGAAAUGCAUAAGCAAAUACUGAUGACUAUAGGUUUGGAGAACCUGUGUGAAAAUCCGUACUUUAGCAAUCUAAGGCAAAACAUGAAAGACCUUAUCCUUCUUUUGGCCACAGUAGCUUCCAGUGUGCCCAACUUUAAACACUACGGAUUUUAUUGUAGCAAUACCGAACAGAUUAAUGAAAUUCACAAUCAGAGUUUGCCGCAAGAAAUUGCAAGGCACUGCAUGAUUCAGGCCAGGUUAUUGGCAUAUCGAACUGAGGAUCAUAAAACAGGAGUUGGAGCAGUCAUCUGGGCAGAAGGAAAAUCUAGAAGUUGUGAUGGAACAGGAGCAAUGUACUUCAUAGGAUGUGGUUAUAAUGCUUUUCCUGUUGGAUCUGAGUAUGCUGACUUCCCGCACAUGGAUGACAAACAGAAAGACAGAGAAAUAAGGAAAUUCAGAUACAUUGUACAUGCAGAACAGAAUGCCUUGACAUUUAGGUGUCAAGAGAUAAAACCAGAAGAAAGAAGUAUGAUUUUUGUGACAAAGUGCCCAUGUGAUGAAUGUGUACCUUUAAUUAAAGGUGCGGGCAUAAAACAAAUCUAUGCAGGGGAUGUAGAUGUUGGAAAAAAGAAGGCAGACAUCUCUUACAUGAGAUUUGGGGAACUUGAAGGUGUUAGCAAAUUUACAUGGCAACUGAAUCCAUCAAGAACUUGUGUUCUUGAGCAAAAUGAGCCUGAAAGCAGAGAGAAUGGUGUGUUGGGACCCAUACCCCAGGAUGAAGAACAGCACCAAAACAAGAAGCUGCGUCUUGCAAACCACUAAGAAGUCUUGUCUAAACUGGGGUGAAGGCCUCAAGAAUUUUUAUUGCACUUUUAAAAUCCAGCCUUGUUAACUCAGAAAAUAAGAAUGGAUUUUGGAUAUAAUUGAAAAAUUUUUAAAGAAAGCUAAUUUAUUACUAGCAUAUGAAUGAUAUUAAUGAGAAUAUUUUUAUUUUAGAUUUGUGUGUUUUCCAGAGUAUAGUGGUGUGUUUUUUUAUUACACUGAAUGAGGUAUCAGUAAUUUAAUGAGACCAGUUCAGUCGGCCAUACAGAUUGAUUUCUCCUUGUCUUAGCUUUACAUUAACCAGUUUGAAAGGGGCUGGUUUAUUGGAGCGUACAUCUCAGCAGAGAAUUACAUACCUUUUCAGAAAUAUUAAUUCUUUUUUUUAAUAAAUUUAUUUAUUUUAUUUAUUUAUUAUUUUUGGCUGCG